Molecule: messenger RNA, 2109 nt
Organism: Caenorhabditis elegans
Lineage: Eukaryota; Metazoa; Nematoda; Chromadorea; Rhabditida; Rhabditidae
Gene: cku-70
Product: Ku domain-containing protein
Exons: 11
Coding region: 1-2040 (679 amino acids)
Biological process (GO): telomere maintenance; double-strand break repair via nonhomologous end joining
Cellular component (GO): nucleus; Ku70:Ku80 complex
Molecular function (GO): telomeric repeat DNA binding; damaged DNA binding; DNA binding
Source: RefSeq, marked reviewed
AUGGACGAAACCCGCUUCGAGGAUGACGAUUUCGAGGGUUCAACGGCCAAUAAAAAGUACACAUUCUUCAUAAUUGACGGAAAUCCGGCAAUGUUCGAAACGUCGAAAGCCGGUGAGCCGCCAGAGUUCAAGCUUGCUCUGAAGCUCAUUCUCGACGAAAUAGUCCGUGUUUGCUGCUCGCGGAGCCUUAACAAUCAUAUCGGAGUGAUUGUCACUAGUACUAAAAACUCGGAGACCGAGGGACUCGAAAAUAGCACUCUGCUUGUGCCGAUGGGUGUUCUUGGACAGGAAGAAGUGAAUAAGAUUAAGGAAAUUGCGGAGGAAGAAAACCUCCUCUCGGCAGUGAACAAUUACGGCGGUGAUCAUCACAAAUCCGACUUGUCAAAUGUGCUUAACUACUGUAAACGAGUGUUUGCAAGUUGUUCGAAUACACGUCAUCAAUCGGUCAUUUAUUUGACAAACAAUCGGAAUCCAUUUGAACGUGACGAUUUUUUGGAAUCUUCGCAUUUUAAACGCACCAAAGCCGCGGUCACCAAAAUUAUCGGUGAGGGACAUCGAAAGACGCUCGGUGAAUUUUCGGUUAUUAUGUUGCCAGAGGAUGGAUAUAAGCCACAGGAUAAGGACGAGAAACGGAAGGAGCCAUGGUACGACCUGGACACGGAAGUCUUCAGUACGGAAUGCGACGCGGCCGCCCGUAUUCGUCAAAAAAUCACUGCUCAACGAUCACACGCGACGCUGACGGUUAACGUUGGUCCCGGUGUCACUUUUGACGUUUCUGUAUUUUCAAUGGUAAUGGAAGCGAAACCAUUGGACCACAGUCAAAAAUACACCCGAGACACUGAGGAAAAGAUUGUAAAAACGUCGGGAUACGUGAAGAAAGAGUCGAAAAUGGAAUUGGAAUCGACAGAAAUUGAAACUCAGGAUAGUGUUCUUGAUGAGACUCAGAAGAUGUUGAUUCGAUGUAAAUUUCUGGAAGACUCGAUUCGCAACCGUCGUGAUCUUAAAAAAUCGAUAGAAAUCGGUGGAGAGAAGAUAAUUUUGGAUGGAGAUCAAUAUGAAUAUAUGAAUGAAGUUAAUUCAAAAGGUGUCGAUUUUGUUGGAUUCUGCUCAAUGAGCCGUGUGGACCGAGAGACUUCAGUUGUUUCGUCGAAAAUUAUUCAGCCGAAUGAUCAGACAACACUUGGCAGUACCGCUAUCUAUAGAACAUUUUUAGACCGCUGCUGGGCCAGACAACAAGCGAUCGUGUGCAAAUAUCAGAGCAGAUCCAAACAAAAAAUGCGUCUUAUGGCGUUGGUACCGUUCAAAAAGGAUAUGACACUUAUUGAGAAACGACAUGAAAAUGGUGAAGAUGAUGAUGAUAUGGAGGAUAAGAAACCUGAUUUGCUCCGCCUCGAACAACAACGUGCUCAAGCAGACUCAUCCGAAUGGCUUCACGAGGGAUUUAUGCUCGUCGGUCAACCAUUUCGUGAGGAGCUUCGUGAUGAUUUUAAACGUUUCGAAGAACAACAAAAUGUGCUCACGGAGCCAUCGACUGAAGAGCAAGUCAAUACGAUGAAACAAUUUGUGAAACGGUUGACGAUGUCCUAUAAUCCAAGUUUCUAUGAGAAUCCACGUUUACUUUCUGAACGAUCGGCUCUUUGUUUGGAAGCUACUGGCGAAGAGCUUAUUGAGAGGAGGGAUACAUUGGAGCCCUACUACCAAAUUCCGAAGCGUCUUCAACGUGUUGGUACGGAAAUUGAAAAGAUUGUCGAGACAUUUGCAUUGAACGAUGAAAUUAAAGAAACAAAGCCAAAAGCUUCGGCCGGAAGAAAACGAAAAACUGAUGAUGAUGAGCCGAGUACGAGCAAGAAGGCAACAAUGACUAUUAGGGAUUGUAUUGCUGCUGAUAAGAUUGGAAAAUUCAAAAAAGACGAGCUGCUCAGCAUGGCCGUGGAGCACUGUGAAGCGUCGAAAUCAUUGAAGAGCAAGACGAAAAAUGAUAUAAUUGCAGUGAUUGAAGCGUAUUUGGAUGAGAAUCCGUCUGCCACAUGGAAUAUUUAAGAUGUUAUUUUUUUGUCCGCCUAUAUAUUGUGAACGUCCUGUGAAAAAAUUAUAUAAAUAUGUGAAUUU